This is a messenger RNA of Cryptomeria japonica (Japanese cedar), 1382 nucleotides long. RefSeq names its product nudix hydrolase 25. Bases 246 to 983 code for a protein of 245 amino acids. NCBI's taxonomy places the organism in Eukaryota, Viridiplantae, Streptophyta, Pinopsida, Cupressales, Cupressaceae. Gene Ontology annotation, biological process: ribose phosphate metabolic process; nucleoside phosphate metabolic process. Gene Ontology annotation, cellular component: chloroplast. The record is from RefSeq and is a predicted model, not a curated record. The transcript is spliced from 6 exons. Gene Ontology annotation, molecular function: bis(5'-adenosyl)-pentaphosphatase activity; guanosine-3',5'-bis(diphosphate) 3'-diphosphatase activity.
CGACAGGAAACUUUGCUCAACUUUUGUCCGUUGUAUUCUGGAUUUGGAUAGGCAGAAUUUGAAACACGACAGCCAAAACCAGGUACGAGACAGCUGUCAAAGAAAAUUUCCCAAUAAAAUUUAGAACAAAAAGGUGAGAAAAUCCCCAUCUGGGGAUAAACGAAUCACAAGUUCGAAACAUCUUAUAAAGCCGAAAUAAAUUAUUCUCCCACUAAUUUAAUAAAAAUGCUGUUACUAGUGCGGCAAUGGUGUCUCGCUGCACAAGCACGUUGUUUUCCGUAGCUUUGGCCCCUCCACUUCCCACUACUAUCUCCCACCUAUCACCCAGCUUUAAAUUCUACUCCACAAUCGUCUAUAAUAACAUUAAUUUGAAGCAUUAUCGUGCACACGCUGUAAAGAGAAGCUUUGCUGCUGAAAAAUUAAAGAAAUCUCAUUAUUAUGAAGGCCAUCUUGGUCCUGUGAAGGUAACAGCGUCAUCCAUGGAUGGACCUCCGUCUGGUUACAGGUCUAAUGUAGGAAUUUGCCUUAUAAAUUCCAGUAAUCAGGUAUUUGUGGCAUCGAGAUUGGACGUGCCAGGGGCAUGGCAAAUGCCACAGGGUGGAGUUGAUGAGCAGGAAGUUCCAAGAGAUGCAGCCAUCCGAGAAUUACGUGAAGAAACCGGAGUCACCUCGGCAGAGAUUAUUGCAGAGGUACCCCAUUGGUUGACCUAUGAUUUUCCUCCAACAGUAAAAGAAAAAAUUGACCGGUUGUGGGGAGGAGACUGGAAAGGUCAAGCUCAGAAAUGGUUUCUUCUAAAAUUUACUGGAGAUGAAAAAGAGAUUAACCUAGCAGGUGACGGGACUGAAGCAGCUGAAUUUUCAGAGUGGACAUGGAUGCCACCACAGCAAGUUAUCGAACAGGCUGUGGAUUUCAAGAGACCCGUCUAUGAGCAGGUUUUUAGGUUCUUUGCUCCUCAUUUAGGUACAGGAUCAACCGUUAUAUGAGAAUAUAAGAAUUUCAUAAGAUCCUUCUCACAAGUUGUUUUCAUUGCACAAGAUAAGAUGUGUGGAUGAUGGUUCUUAUGAUAUUAUAUUAGUGUGCAAAAUGAUAAUAUUGUCAAACUGAACAAAUAUGGAAUAUAUGUCCAUAAUUUUUUUCUUUUACAGGGAAAAGUUCCUCUUUAAUGUAUGCCUAUAUAGGAGAACUUCUUAAAAUUUAGUAUGUUAUUAUUUGAGAUAGCAUAAUCCCUAACAGGAAACACUAUUCAAUAACAUUUUGGACUGAGCAAGGCCCAUAAUCAGUUCUCGUGACUUGAAGAUGUACUAGGAGUAUUCAAAUUUGAAAUUUCAAAAUAAUUAAUUUUGAUGUGUAUAAUUAGGUCAAUGAUUAAGAAAAUUUAAACU